Messenger RNA from Eupeodes corollae, 1837 nucleotides. RefSeq names its product putative inorganic phosphate cotransporter. Gene Ontology annotation, biological process: transmembrane transport; monoatomic anion transport. Gene Ontology annotation, molecular function: transmembrane transporter activity. Lineage: Eukaryota; Metazoa; Arthropoda; Insecta; Diptera; Syrphidae. The coding region runs from base 376 to 1692 and encodes 438 amino acids. The transcript has 4 exons. The record is from RefSeq and is a predicted model, not a curated record. Gene Ontology annotation, cellular component: plasma membrane.
UUGUCAGUUGUAUACCUCCCACUUCCACGUUAAGUUUGUGUAAGAGUGUAAGCAUACAAAAAUGCUAUUUACCGAGAGAUACAUCGGCUUCAGUAACUUAAGUUGUACCCCAAAAUAUCAUCUCAAAGAUUUAGUACAGAAUUUCGCGUUUCGGAAAGAAGGUGUCUUUUGGAUAAUAAAUUUAAUUUAGCGACAAUCUAUCAAUAUGACUAAUAAAAAAGGUAGUUACUACAGUGAUUAAGUUUGGGUUUUAUUAAAACAAACAAAAACAGAUGACCAUGGUUUGGAGCAAGGCAUCUUCAGACGUUGUUGUUAUUUUUGGCAUUACUAAUAAGUUUUAUUGAGAGGCUAAGUGUAUCGGUAGCUCUGGUGGCUAUGACAAAUGCUGCGAGUACAAAUUCUAAAUUUCAUGAAUUUGCUUGGGAUGAAAAGCAAAGAUCUUACAUAAUAAGCGCAUUUUACUGGGGUUAUGUUAUCACUCAACUCCCUGCUGGAUAUAUGGCUUCAAGGAUCGGAGUGAAAUUGAUGAUGUUACUGUCAAUUCUGUGCUGUACAGUUUGCACUCUGUUAAUACCCUUGUGUGUAACUUGGGGUGGUUGGCAAAUUUAUUGCAUAAUACGUUUUAUACAGGGCCUUUGUCAAGGUUUCCUUUUCCCUUUGGUUCAUGAUCAUUUGGCCACAUGGUCACCAUGUGAAGAACUUACCCGCCUUGGAGGACUCAGCCACACUGGUCUUGAAUGUGGGUCGAUUUUGGCAAUGGCUCUUUCAGGACUCAUAGCUGGUUCACCUUUAGGAUGGCCUGGAUCUUUUUAUGUCUCUGGAGGAAUUGGUCUGGUAUUUUGCGUGAUUUGGAUUAUCUUUGCUGAAAACAGUCCGUCAAGGUCGAAAUCUAUAACUUUGGAGGAAAAAGAUUAUAUUCUUGGAUCACAGUCAAAAGCAAAGGAUUCUCGGACGGCUAAGAUUCCUGUUCCAUGGCGAGCAAUAUGUACGUCCAUUCCGUUUUUAUCUCUGAUAUUUGUUGGAAUGUGCCAGUUGUGGGGCUUCGCGACUAUGCAGGCUUAUAUUCCACCAUAUAUGCAUGGAAUACUCAAGGUUCACAUCAACAGGAAUGCGAUAUUUUCGAUGUUACCCUUUGUGGCAAUGUUGAUUUUCUCGUUCGUCUUCACUCUGGUUGCGGACUUAGUUCUGAGGAAGAAUUGGGUGUCAUUAGGAGUGGUUCGUAAAACAGUAAAUACAUUUGCAAUGUGGCCACCAGCUGUGUUAUUACUUGCACUCGGAUUUCUUGAUCAAAGCCAAACAGCUUUGGCCUUAACGUUCAUGAUUUUGAAUGUGGGAUUGGGUGCUGGACAUACAAUUGGAGCUGUGCUAAAUAUCAUUGACUUGUCGCCAAAUCAUGCGGGAGUCCUGAUGGGAAUACUCAAUGCACUUUGUAAUAUUAUUCCUAUAAUUUCGCCUCUUGUAAAUGGAAGGAUUCUGAGUGACGAGACUGAUCGAAGCCAAUGGCAAAUUGUGUUUCUUAUAACAGCAAUAAUAUAUUUGGUUGGAAACUUACAAUUCCUUUUUCUUGGCUCUACAAAUACACAAGCCUGGAAUGAUGAAUGCUAUUUAAGAAAUCGGGACGUCAAGAGCAAAGAUAGGAAGCAAACAAGAAUUGAAGAGGGAACUCGAACACAAGAAUCUUGUGACCUUUAAUAUCUCGAAAUUAAUUAAUGUUUAUAUUUAUUUGAUUUUAGUUGUUAAAGCUUUUUAUGUAUACCAUAAGUUCCUAAUAUUUUUGUUUCUCGUUGACCAAAAAUAUCAUUAGUUAAAAAUAAAUCAUUAUUUUACUAAAGCAGUA